GUGCGCGCGCUGACCGGGAUCUGAGAUUUUUGGGUGGUGGCUGUUUGUUUUACUGGAGCACCAGCAGCAAAUGCACAGGAAUGCAGUGGACCAGUUAACUGUACUCCGUCGACUUUAAGUGAAAUUUCUCAUUGUCCCUCGACUUUUAUCCCCGUCGCUAUAAUUUCACCCUUGUGUGUUGCUUUGUGUUGACGGGUUGUCCCGGUCAGACGAGUUUUUUUUUAUUCAUUCAGAGAUAACGCGCAGUGCUAACGGGAUAACACGCUAACUGAACACAGAUGCAGGCCAUAAAGUGUGUGGUCGUCGGGGACGGGGCUGUGGGAAAAACAUGUCUCCUGAUCAGCUACACCACCAAUGCUUUCCCUGGAGAAUACAUCCCAACUGUAUUUGACAAUUAUUCUGCCAAUGUGAUGGUUGAUGGGAAGCCAGUGAACCUGGGAUUAUGGGAUACAGCUGGCCAGGAGGAUUACGACAGGCUUCGACCACUUUCCUAUCCUCAGACGGAUGUAUUUCUGAUCUGUUUCUCGCUCGUGAGUCCAGCUUCAUUCGAGAACGUCCGUGCAAAGUGGUAUCCAGAAGUCAGACAUCAUUGUCCCAGCACUCCCAUAAUUCUUGUUGGGACUAAACUGGAUCUGAGAGAUGACAAGGACACAAUUGAGAAGUUGAAAGAGAAGAAGCUCACUCCUAUCACCUACCCUCAGGGCCUCGCUAUGGCCAAAGAAAUAGGAGCGGUGAAGUACUUGGAGUGCUCAGCCUUAACGCAGCGAGGCCUUAAGACGGUGUUUGACGAAGCCAUCCGUGCGGUACUGUGCCCUCCUCCAGUCAAGAAGAGGAGGAGAAAGUGUUUAAUUCUCUGAAUUGACUGCACGCACACGCCACCAGCUGCAAUCUGAGCUCACCUGAGAAAACAAACGAGGGGGAUGAUGGGAAAUGUGCGUUGAGGAAGAGGGAACGCAUACGUGCAAACUGAUAUUUCUCUUUUGCAUUGUGAUUAGAAAUACUCAACUAGCUUUUAAGAUGUCAGAAUAUUUACUUCUGAGAACAGGGAGUGGCAUCCAUACUAGUUUUCCCUGUACACUAAAAUAUUCCCGCUGCCUUUUAAUUAUGUACCUUAUUUUACUUUUAUUUCUACUUUAUAAAACUAAACACUCUUUUGGUUUAUCUUUAUUUGAGGCCAGAUAUUGUUUACAUUUGCAUUUUUUAAGAGAGAAUGGAUUAUUGCCAAAAAUCAAACCCAAGUAAUGGAUUUCAAUUUGCUAACACUAACUAUCUAACUUUAUUCCUGAAAGGGUGGGUUGAGUCGUGUGCACUCAGAAGAGAUAUUGAUCGCUGUAAUACUGAAGGAAGCGGUGUUAUGGCUCCCAUUCUGUAGCCUUUAUUUUAAAUUAAAAACACGACUAGUUUAAAUACACACUAUAAGUGUCAGUAUAUAGCAUAUUUUUACUACGGUAUCUUGACUAUUCAUGAUGUCGGAGGAGUUUGGCAGUGUUUUAUCAGUUUUGCAGUCCCUCAGUAUUGUAUUUAGACUACAGAUAUGAUUUUGUGCCAAGUAUCUGAGCAGAUAGAGGUUUUAAUUGUGAUCAGCAUGUCUGCAAUAUUUGUACCCUAAUUAAGGCAUAAAGAUCCCCAUAAACACUGUGCUUAAUGUAGUCUUGAUAGUAAGUCAAAGAUUAAACCUACAUGAAUGGUUUGUUGUACAGAUGAUAAGAGUAUUAGAUUUCGAAUUGGUUUUCAAUACAAUUCAAGGGAAGCGGUUAUUUACCAGAUUCUUUCAUUUCUUUGUGUAACAAUAGCAAAUUAAAUGCUUUAUUCAUGAUUUUACGGUCUCCACUAAAGCUACAAUGUAUUAACCUUUAUGUCUGAAAUAGAAACUGAAUCUAAAAA
Molecule: messenger RNA, 1884 nt
Organism: Paramisgurnus dabryanus
Lineage: Eukaryota; Metazoa; Chordata; Actinopteri; Cypriniformes; Cobitidae
Gene: rac1a
Product: Rac family small GTPase 1a
Biological process (GO): small GTPase-mediated signal transduction
Molecular function (GO): GTP binding; GTPase activity
Source: RefSeq, a predicted model, not a curated record